GACGGAAUUACACGUAUAAGAUGAAAAAGAUUGAGAUGGGUGAUUACCGCAAGUCUAGUUUUGAAGACACUGAAUAUGGAGAGGAGAAAGAAAAGAAGAAUUCAUAUAGUAAGAUGAAGAUGAGGCACAUAAAGAUGAUGACAUCUGGAAAGCUGAGGAGCUUGAUUCUUUCUCGGAUUCGAAUGGCUCGAUUAAAAUUGUGGGCGGUUCGUGCGGUGAGCAUGGGGCUAUUAUGGGCCAUUGCAAUUCAGUUCAGACCAUUGAGUGACGCAAUUAAGUCACAUCCUCCCGCGUAUCAUUUUCCUCAUCCGGUUCCCCCAGAGAGGAUCUACAACAACAAUGGAUAUUUGUUGAUUUCAUCCAACGGAGGAUUAAAUCAAAUGCGAUCUGGUAUAUGUGAUAUGGUUGCAAUAGCAAGGUUUUUAAACGUCACUAUGAUUGUUCCUGAACUGGAUAAUACCUCAUUUUGGAACGACCACAGUCAAUUUUCAGAAAUAUUUGAUGUAGAUUAUUUCAUUAUAUCGUUGCGAGACGAACUCAGAAUAUUGAAAGAACUGCCUCCCCAGCAAAAGAAAAAAGCAUCAGAACCGCUUUUCACCAUGCCACCUAUUAGUUGGUCUAAUAUGACAUACUACUAUAACGUGAUUCUUCCAAGGAUACAAAAGCAUGAAGUGGUGCAUUUCCAAAAAACUGAUGCGAGGCUUGCUAAUAAUGGGAUCCCUGAAGAGGUUCAGAAACUACGGUGUAAAGCGAAUUAUAAGGCCCUUAAAUUUGCUCCUCCAAUACAGGCCUUGGCGGAGAAGGUGGUGCGUCUUCUCAGAGAAAAAGGUCCUUUUCUGGUUCUUCAUCUCAGAUAUGAAAUGGAUAUGGUUGCCUUCUCUGGUUGCAACGAAGGCUGCAAUCCUCAAGAAGUUGAAGAAUUGACAAAAAUGAGAUAUGCUUAUCCAUGGUGGAAAAAAAAAGUGAUAGACUCGGAGAAGAAAAGGCAAGCAGGAUUGUGUCCUCUAACACCAGAGGAAACUGCACUGUCAAUGCAAGCGUUGGGUAUUGACAGCAAUAUACAGGUUUAUAUUGCUGCCGGGGAUAUAUAUGGAGGAGAAAGAAGGUUGGCAACGCUCAGAGCAGCUUAUCCAAAUUUGGUUAAAAAGGAAACUAUAUUGCCACCUGAAGAGCUUGAGCCAAUCAAGAACUAUUCAAACCAGAUGGCAGCCCUGGAUUAUCAUGUUGCAGUAGAAAGUGAUAUCUUCGUUCCCACCAAUGGUGGAAACAUGGCGAAAGUUGUGGAAGGCCACCGAAGGUUCUUGGGAUUCAAGAAAACAAUACUUCUGGACAGAAAGGCUCUGGUUGAUUUGAUUGAUUUGUAUAGAAGUGGAGCAAUAAACUGGGAAGAAUUCUCGAGUGAAGUAAAAGAAGCUCAUGCAGACAGAGUAGGAAACCCAACAAAAAGACUGGUGGUUCCUGGAAAACCCAAGGAAGAAGACUACUUUUACACCAAUCCGGAGGAAUGUUUACAAGUUCCUGAACCAGUAGUAAAAGAGGAAACUACUCCAACUGAUGACAAUACCCAAAAUGAAGAUUCUCCAAAUGAUGAAGAACCUCGAGAGGAUCAGUAGGCCGCAUGCUUGCUCUCUUCUUUUAAGAAGACCCAUGUGUAAUUAAUUUUCCUUUUUUAUUUUGUCCAGACAAAAGAAGAACAGAAAUUUUAUUAUUUCAUCUAUAAUCACACACUUAGGUUUAUUUUCGGUGACA
Messenger RNA from Carica papaya (papaya), 1749 nucleotides. Its product is annotated as rhamnogalacturonan I rhamnosyltransferase 1-like. The record is from RefSeq and is a predicted model, not a curated record. Gene Ontology annotation, cellular component: cytoplasm. Lineage: Eukaryota; Viridiplantae; Streptophyta; Magnoliopsida; Brassicales; Caricaceae.